This is a messenger RNA of Caenorhabditis briggsae, 435 nucleotides long. Bases 1 to 435 code for a protein of 144 amino acids. Lineage: Eukaryota; Metazoa; Nematoda; Chromadorea; Rhabditida; Rhabditidae. The record is from RefSeq and is a predicted model, not a curated record. The transcript is spliced from 3 exons.
AUGACUGAGUCGGAUAACAGUCAUCUCACGAAUCACACUUUUGAAGAAAUGCGAUUUUUCUUCACUCCAAAAGAAUUAUACUAUGAUGAAUUGAUUUGGGAUAUAAUGGAAGUUCAACCAGACGACGUGGAGUUGACUUUCAUUAUGUCAAUGAUCUGUUUCCACGUGGCAGCAACCCACUUUGGAGGAGAAACUCAGGAGGAAAUGGAAAGACUACAAGAUGUUCUUGCAGAUGACCUUCAUGAGCACUACACUAAAAAUUACAAAACAAAGUACUCGUUGCGGCUGAAACAACUAAUGAGAAUCAAGGAAAACUUUCUGAAGCUUCGGAACAUUCGUCUCGAAAAAUACUCGAUUGGAGGACUUUUCAAUCUAUUUAAUAUGAAUUUUUCGAAUCCCGAAUUCUUCUGGGUGCCUCCUCAGAAAUAUGUUUAA